Soboliphyme baturini is the source of this 5262-nucleotide messenger RNA. NCBI's taxonomy places the organism in Eukaryota, Metazoa, Nematoda, Enoplea, Dioctophymatida, Soboliphymatidae. The record is from the annotation of a GenBank genome assembly.
AUUACUUCUCAUACGCCGUGCUCUACUCGUAGCUCCAGGAUUUUCCACAUGAAUUUCGAAACAUGUGCGAAGGGAGUCGUUGAUCAGGUAAUAUCUGGCACUGUAAAACUUGAGGUAAUUACUUUAAAGAACACUUCCCACCCGCUCAAUGAAUCGAUGUCAGGAUGUAAAUCGAAGAGAAUUAAUGGACGAACAAAAUUCGCAAUAAAGGCACUGAAAGAAGAAAAAAUAUUGACGGUGCUAGUUAAUCCGAACGUUGCCACCGUCCAGACUACCAAAGGGUUUGCCGACUACACGUAUUUUUUGCCGAUCACUCCACACUACGUUGAACAGAUAUGGUCAGAAAGGCCAUCCGGCAUCUUGGUAACGUUCGGCGGCCAGACGGCGUUGAAUUGUGCAAUCGAUCUGAACAAUACCGGCGUAUUCGAGAAGUACAACGUGAAGGUUCUUGGGACCCCGAUCGAGACCAUUGUAUGGACGGAAGACCGGGAAGAAUUCACCAAAAAGUUGAUUGAAAUUAACCAACCGGUCGUUCCAUGCCGAGCAGCACAUGAAGCGCUGAACAUGGCUGAGUCUCUUGGUUACCCGGUUCUGGUCCGAUCAGCGUUUUCGCUUGGCGGUCUUAACUCUGGUUUCGCUCAGAACAGUGUUGAACUCGAACGCCUCGCGGCACUGGCGCUGUCCUCUUCAUGCCAGAUUCUGAUCGAUAAAAGUCUGGUGGGAUGGAAAGAAGUAGAAUACGAGGUUAUGAGGGACGCGUACGACAAUUGCGUUACUGUAUGCAAUAUGGAGAACAUCGAUCCCCUCGGCAUUCAUACCGGUGACUCGAUCGUCAUUGCGCCGAGUCAGACGCUGAGCAAUUACGAGUACAAUAUGCUGAGGGAAGCGUCUAUCAGAAUUGUUCGACAUCUCUGUAUCGUCGGUGAAUGUAACGUCCAGUUCGCUUUGGACCCGAACAGCUCAAAGUACUACGUGAUAGAAGUGAACGCCCGGCUGUCACGCAGUUCAGCACUCGCCAGCAAAGCCACAGGCUAUCCUCUUGCAUACGUAGCCACUAAACUUGCCUUAGGCACGCCGCUUACCGGUCUCAAAAAUACGAUCACCAACAAGACGACUGCAUGUUUUGAACCUUCUUUGGACUACUGCGUUAUAAAGGUUCCGCGAUGGGACUUGAGCAAAUUUGCCAGGGUUUCGACCAAGAUCGGAACCGGUAUGAAGUCGGUCGGUGAGGUAAUGGGUAUCGGUCGUUGCUUCGAAGAGGCAUUCCAAAAAGCAUUACGAAUGGUCGACGAGAACGUAGUCGGUUUUGAUCCCCUGUAUCUGAAACUGAAUGACGAUGAUUUGGUCGAACCUACGGAUAAGCGGAUAUUCGUCCUCGCAGCUGCUUUGUAUAAAGGAUAUUCGACGGAGAGAUUGGCUGCGAUGACAAAAAUUGACGCCUGGUUUUUGAACCGCAUGCAGACAAUCAUUAAAAUGCAGCAGUAUUUGGAAAAUCAUACGGUAAAAGUUGCUGAUGUGCUGAACGCGAAGCAGCUCGGAUUUAGCGAUAAGCAAAUCGCUAACUUUGUCAAAAGCACUGAAAUCAACAUACGGAAAAUGCGCCAAAUGAGUGGAAUCACGCCAUUUGUUAAGCAAAUCGACACACUGGCCGCCGAAUGGCCGGCUCAAACAAACUACCUCUAUUUCACAUACAACGGAUGCGAGCACGACGUCGACUUUCCUCCCGACUUCAUCAUUGUUCUUGGCUCUGGUGUCUACCGCAUCGGAAGCAGCGUCGAAUUCGACUGUUGUGCGGUCGGCUGCGUUCAAGAAUUGAGAAGGUUGAGUCACAAUACAAUGCUGAUCAAUUGCAACCCAGAGACUGUUAGCACCGACUACGACGUAUGCGAUCGACUGCUGUUUGAGGAGAUUUCAUUUGAGACCGUAAUGGAUGCGUACGAGUUACAUAAACCUUGCUCAUUAGUGCUGUGCAUGGGUGGACAGUUAUCGAAUAACAUUGCUAUGAAUCUCUAUCACCAAAAUGUAAAAAUUCUCGGCACGUCCCCGGAAUUCAUCGACACGGCGGAAAACCGUUACAAAUUCAGUCGUAUGUUGGACGACAUGAAUUCACAGAAGCCUGAAAUUGAGCACAUUCUACAGCCACAGUGGAAACAGUUGACAACUGUCGAGUCAGCACGAAGGUUCUGCGAGACCGUUGGCUAUCCAUGCUUGGUUCGUCCGUCGUACGUGCUGAGUGGAGCGGCGAUGAACGUUGCGCAUUCGUCACCAGACCUCGAGUCGUACCUUUUGCAAGCCUCCGUCGUGUCGCGCAAUUAUCCGGUUGUCAUUUCGAAGUUCAUCUUAGAAGCGAAGGAAAUCGAUGUCGAUGCAGUCGCAUCCGAUGGUGCAGUGGUUGCCUUCGCCAUCUCAGAACAUGUCGAGAACGCUGGUGUGCAUUCAGGCGACGCGACACUUGUCACACCGCCACAGGAUCUGACUGCAAAGACGAUCGCCGAAAUUAAGUACGUUGUCACCCAAAUUGCCAAGGUGUUGUGCAUCAAUGGACCGUUCAACAUGCAGUUGAUCGCCAAGGUUAACAAGCUGCAGGUGAUCGAGUGCAACCUUCGCGCCUCCCGCUCGUUUCCUUUCGUUUCGAAGGCUUUGGACUACGACUUCAUUGCAGUAGCGACGCGAGUGUUGCUGCGGACGCCUAUGACUGCACCUGCCACCCUCAUGGUCGGCAUCGGAAAAGUGGCCGUUAAGGUGCCUCAGUUUUCGUUUGCACGCUUAUCAGGAGCCGAGGUGAUGCUCGGCGUUGAGAUGACAUCAACGGGCGAAGUGGCGUGCUUUGGUGACGACCGAUACGAAGCGUAUUUGAAAGCGAUGAUUAGCGCGGGGUUUCGCAUCCCAAAACAAACGAUAUUUGUGUCCAUCGGUGGUUUGAAGCAAAAGUACGAAAUGUUGAACAGCAUCAAGUAUUUGGAUAUGGGCACGGCGGACUUUUAUGCGGAACACGGCAUUUCGAUGACUCCAGUUGAAUGGCAGUUCGACGAAGGCGGUCCUGCGGGUGGCAAGAUUGCGCAGGGCUUCAAAUCGAUCGCUCACUACAUCUCCAAAAAGCAGUUCGAUAUGGUGAUCAAUAUUCCGAUGCGCGGCGCUGGCUCAUAUCGAGUAUCUACGUUCAUAACGCCGGGCUAUCAAACUCGUCGCAUGGCCAUCGACAAUGGUAUCCCGUUGGUUACCGAUAUAAAAUGCGCCAAACUCUUGAUUGAGACAAAACCUAAUGUUGACUGCAUUAGUGGUCACAAAAUCAUCAGACUUCCUGGUCUGAUCGAUAUUCACACUCACAUGCGAGACCCUGGUGACACGGACAAGGAAGACUGGUACACCGGUACUUGUGCCGCGCUGGCUGGCGGGAUAACCAUGGUGUUAGCAAUGCCAAACACAAAGCCAGCGGCCAUUGAUUUGUCGACAAUCACCAUGAUUGAUAAAUUGGCUUCUGAUCAGGCGUGUUGCGAUUUUGGUCUGUACGCUGGCGCUACAGAUUCGAACUAUGAUCGGGUCUCUGAUCUAGUGCCUAUUUCGGUCGGCCUGAAGAUGUUCCUGAACGAUACGUUUUCCGCCCUUCGACUGUCUGAUUGCACAGUAUGGAUGAAACACUUUCAAAACUGGCCGGUCGACUUCCCGAUCGUCGUGCAUGCAGAAGACCAGACAGUGGCUGCCGUCAUCGCGCUGACGUACAUCUGUAAGCGACCCGUUCAUAUUUGUCACGUGUCAAGCAAGGAAGAAAUUCUGAUAAUCAAAGCGGCAAAAGAAAGAAACCUACCGGUGACGUGCGAGGUGGCACCGCAUCAUCUCUUCCUUAACUCCGCGAUGUCGACCGGCAAUUUUGCAACCGUUAAGCCGUCACUGAAGACCGAGCAGGAUUGUAAGGCACUAUGGGAUAAUCUCGACGUUAUCGACUGUUUUGCAUCUGACCACGCGCCGCACCUGCCGUCAGACAAACAGACUGGAAUUUGUCCAGGAUUUCCGGGGCUUGAAACAAUGCUUCCUUUGUUGCUGAACGCUGUCACCGAGGGCUACUUGACUAUCGAGGACAUUGUUUUGCGCAUGUACGACAACCCUAGAAAGAUAUUUCAUCUUCCAGCACAAGAAAACACGUACGUUGAAGUUGAUCUGGAUCAAUGUUGGAAGGUUCCUGGUCAGAUGAAGUACAGCAAAGCGGGUUGGACUCCGUUCAGUCAAAUGCGCCUUUAUGGCACUGUUCGACGAGUUCUCCUUCGAGGCGAGGAAGUUUUCGUCGACGGAAAAAUACUCGUGAAACCUGGUUUCGGACGAAACGUUAAAUCGAUGGUCAUCGAUGGCCAGAAGCCUGUCAACGCAUCAGAGGUGAUGGUAAAGGAGAAAAAAUUCAGUCCAGUCAAAAGUUUAUUUAAACAAAUCCCAACGUCAGAAUGUACGACGCAGCAACGCUGUCUAGGGCAGUUGAUGGCGUGUGCGUUUUACGAGGCAAGUACAAGGACACUGAAUUCCUUCGCCGCUGCCAUGCAACGUCUCGGCGGCUCAGUCAUAUACAUGAAUAGUGAGACGUCGUCCGUACGAAAGGGCGAGACGUUAGAAGAUACCAUCAGGAUUUUGUCAGGCUAUUCGAACCUCAUUGUUAUUCGUCAUCCAGAGCCGGGCACGGCUGAACGUGCCGCGUUGGUCAGCAAGCAGCCGGUGAUCAAUGCUGGCGACGGAACGGGCGAGCAUCCGUCGCAGGCACUGUUGGAUGUGUUUACGAUCCGUGAGGAGAUCGGUACCGUGAACGGUCUUACGGUGACGAUGGUCGGUGAUCUGAGGAAUAGUCGAACCGUGCAUUCGUUGGCAAAAUUGUUGUGCCUGUACGACGUGUCGUUGAGAUACGUAUCCCCCACUGGCCUGGAGAUGCCUUCCCAUAUCACUAAUUACGUCGGUUCUCGGGGUAUAGCCGUUUUACGUCUGAUCCGUAACCCUGUAAUCGGUACCGAUGUCCUUUAUGUUACCCGCAUUCAGAAGGAACGCUUUGUAAAUAUGGACGAGUACAACCGGGUGUUCGGCAACUACAUCGUCGACCCUGAGCUGAUGCGCAAUGCCAAAGAGAAAAUGAUCGUCAUGCACCCGUUGCCGAGAAUCAAUGAAAUCACCCUUGAAUUCGACUCUGAUCCGAGAGCUGCCUAUUUUCGUCAAGCUCAGUAUGGCAUGUACGUUCGUAUGGCGUUGAUAAGCGCAGUUGCUUGGUCGGGAGUAAACGAGUUACCCUGA